ACAACGGUGAUGCCGUUCCACUUGGCGGGUAGUCAACGUUUCAAGUCUUCGUGGGUUGCUUUUUCCAAAUUACAGGGAAAUGCCGUAAAGUGAUGAAAGAAAGGGUUGAUCAUCUGACGAAUGAAUUGCCACUAAGGGCAUAGCUCAAAAUAAAACUUGCAACCAUGGCAUCACAAGUGGAAUUGGCAGCUGAACGUAGGGAGCUGAGCAGUACCCCUGUGUUGCCCGCUCUCCAGGAAGGGCGGGCUAACCUGGUGUCACCUCCUCAGGGGGAGAAAACUCCAUCUUUGAAGGAGACAGCUGCUCAAUGGGCCAGUGAUGUCAGGAAAAGGGUGUCUGAUGCUGUGAGUCAGGGUGAGGAAGUUAACAGGGAGGAUAUAUGUAUCCUGGAGAGAGAGCUGGUCACAGGCUUCAUCACAGCAUUGCAGCAGGACAGCCACAAGAGCUGGAUGUUGCUCAGGGAGAUGUUGAGUCUGAUAGAGUCUUACAGUCACUCUCUGUACUGCUUUGACCAAAAGGCUGAGCUGUACCACUACCUGGAGAGGAUUGUCCAUCAUGCUGAUGUCCACAAGAGCCGACUGUUUGAUGUGCAGAUCACAGAAGCCCUGGCCAAAGUUUUCCCAAAGGAGGUGGAGGAGAUCAAGCAGAGUGGGCGUGUGCCUGCUAAGAAGUUCUGUAGCCCCAGUCCGCCCCUGGUCAAGGCUCCAAACUCUCCACGCAAAGCGGUCAAACUGACCCUGCCUGAUGGCACUGACCCAUUUGAACUGCGGCCAGCGUCUGAUGAUGAGACGUACUUGGUGGUAAAACCCCUGACCUUUGGUGAUAUGAGGAAGUCUUUUGGGGCUGUGGCCAUGGAGGUGGCCAGUCGUGAAGCUGUAUGGGGUCAGUGUUUGGGAACAACUGUACAAGCUCUACAGAUAGAUUUACCUGAAGAGCCAGAAGACAGAGAGAAGACAUCGCCUCCCCUGACCAAACCCUCACCAGCUCUUACCCCCAGGUCAAGUGACAGCUCUCCUGAGGCUAAGAAAAAGGUCACAUCACGGAAACCAAUGACUGGACGAGAAGCUGUACAGUAUUUUGCUGGCUGUCACCAUAUCGGCAAAAUCAAAACAUUGUAUUUUAACCUGGCUCCAAAUCGGCACUACAGGCCGUAUGAUUUGAUUGAAGUGCCUAAAAACAAAGUGAAUGCAGACCAUUACGUGUUUUCAACGUUCAGUGUGAUGCGCGUGCAUCAUGAUGCGCCCAGUGAGACUAUGGGACUGGCAGACUGGCAGAGAGAAGCCGUGCUUUGGAACGCCAUCUCACACAUACCCUUCUUCAAAAACUACCUUCUAGUCAAAAUGUUCAGGAGGUGGAGAUCAAACAGGCAAAAGUUAGAUCUACAGAGAAGACAAAAGAAACUCAUGAAUAACCUGCUACAAGCUGUACCCCGCUUUGGCGCUGCUCUCCUGCAACUUACCAGGCUACUGAAAGAGUUGCUGACAGUAGACUUUCUACCAUUUGAAAAAGGAUCCUCUUACACCCUGGCAAAUUUGGAAAAUUUGGUGAACUACAAGAAUGUUCAAGCUGAUAAAACUCUGGAAAAGUUCUUCAAGUACUGUAAACUGACUGUGGAUGUGACCGCUGAGGAAUCAUUCAGAUGUCUCUCAUACUGUGAGGAACAGGUCAAGAAGAAGACAGUGUUCUCUAAGGACUCUUUGCACCUCCAGCGUCUGAAGAAGGAGCAAAGGGAGGAAAACUUAAGAAAGGCAAGGACCGAAACUGGGCGACUGGGCAACUUUGUGAAGCUGAUUGACCAGAUGGUUGUGGAGCACCUAUUUGAGAUCAGCAAGUGCCAGGUGCUGCGGUUUGUGGAUCAGGUGAUGAAGCCACGCCAGGAUGCACAGGAAGAGGACAAGGGCAUGUUACAGGCUAACCUUGUCUUCACAAAACAGGGGGUACUAGGGUUAUCUCCCUCUAAGGAGAGAAUCUUCAGUGUCGUCACAAGCACACUGACAAACAUCCCGGGCAUUCUGUGCGCCCAGGCCAUGCCCAUGGACACGACCCCUGCGUGGACGGACCGUGAUGACCAGGCUUCUGUGUUCUCCUCACCCACCAAAUCCACAGCUAGCCUGAUCAAGGUUUUGGAAGAAAAACGGAAGAAAUCACUGGCCACGACACCAAACACAGCCAUCACAACAGGCCCAGGUUCUGAGGUAGAUACCACAACAAAGGGGAUUUCAAUUUCUGAGGCAAGGGUUGAAACUCAGAGUGUGGAACUUUCUCGUAUAACCAAAUCUGUCCAACCAGUGGCUAUGAUGGAAGAAGACGAAGAGUGUGAAAUUGAUAUCCCAGAGUUGCCUCGAUGGGCUGCACCCACAAAAGAUGAGGAUGAAAUGGCUGUGGCUACUCCUGACCUGGUGAUUAAAACAGACGCCUGUCUGAUUGUGGAAGGGGAGGGGUUUAUGGGCCAGUAUGAACCUCUGUCAAGAGCCAGCUUGGAAGACAAACUCAGACUAGAUAAGGAAUAUCUUGGUGCACUGGACCUGACAACAGAGAUGCUGGAGGCGGCCAUGCUAGAGGUAGAUCAGUACUGUGAGGCCAACGCCUGGUUGAACCAGAUACAUCAGUUCACUACCAACUGGACAGAGCGCUCAGUCAGGGAGUUCAAAGGUCUUGCCGCCUUCAGCAUUGAGCAAAAGUUGAACGAAAUACGUCAAUGGUCAGACAGAAUCCGUGCGUUUGAUCAGAAUUACCUGACGGAGAAUGGCCUAAUCUAUAUAGACUGUGUGACCAUGCACUCCAUUCUGGUGCCAGCCCUAGAGAAGAUCUACCAGCAGCUUGUUACCUUUGUGGCCGAUGAGGCAAAGCAGCUGGCCAAAGAUUUCUGCAAGGACAUCAGCUUCUUCAUCUAUACGCUGAAAGACAAGAGGAAGACUGUGGAGGCUUUUGCCAGCUAUGCCAAGAGUUUCAAUGAGUAUAAAAACUGCACAACUCAAUAUCAACAGCAGCUGGAUUAUAUCAAAUCUCUCUAUGAGGUGAUCAGGAUGAGCUACCGCCAGUUGACAGGGGAGGAGGAGAAACUGGAAGAGAGCAUGUGGACAGCCUGGGAAGCUUUCCUCUACCAGAUGCAAGCUGCGGCUGAGUUUGUCAACACCCAGACCCCACUCUUCAGCCAGGAGCUUGAGGACACCUACACGCGCCUUAAACAUGCCAAAACCCAGAAGCAGCAAAAUGAGGCGGUUCAACCUCCCAGCAGAGUUAUGGUGUUGGAAGAAGAAGCCUAUGAGCUGACAGAGCAAGGAACAAGUGGUAAAUUCCUGGACCCAAAAGAGAAGCCGACUGCUAUCCUGGCUGAUCUUAAAGAGAUUCGACUUCGUUUCUUCUCUGUGCGAGAGCAGCUGACUGAUGCAGGCUGGAGAAGGGAGGCAAUCAGCGGGGAGCCAUACGACCUGACCUUCCUCAGUCAGCUGACAAAAAGGCUGGAUGUGCGCUGUGAGCUGUGGAAGUACGUCGAGGUUUCCAUGCUGGCCAUUCAGGACUGGAAACAGCUCCCCUUUAAGAAGUUUAACACAAGAAAGGCUCUGGAGAAGAUGGUGGAAUGGCAGACGGCAGCAGGCCAGCUCAAAGCCCAUCUGCCCUCAGAGGAUGCUGUGCUGGCUCACUGGUUCAGGUCUUUACAGGACUUCAAGGCUAAGCUACCUUUGCUGCACAAACUUCACCACGAGUCUCUUAAGGAGCGUCAUUGGAAAGCGAUAUUCGUGGGUAUUGGGGAUGUGUAUGACCCUAAGAGAGAGCUGCUCCUGAGUGAACUGCUGGACUACAAGCUGGAUGAGCAUGAGCAGUUUAUAGACCAGGUGUGUCAGAAUGCACUCGCCGAGUACGACCUGGAAAUUCAGAUCACACAGCUGGCCAAGUUCUGGAAGGAGCGCGAGUUCAAACUGGCCAAACAUAUUCCUGACAGCAUUUAUAAUGAUAAAGACUAUGAAGAAAAGAGACGUCAAAGCCUACAGCGCCGUAGUAAGCUGGAGAAAUUCCGUAAGGAAAGAGCGGCUAGCCUGAAAGGCAGUUUUAAGUUUCUGGACGUCAAGAGUGGAGACCUUUACAUUCUUGUGGAAGUUGAGCAAUUACAGUAUGAGCUAGAGGACAGCCAGAUAAGUGUGCAUGCCAUGCUGAACUCUCCCCACCUGGCUGGUAUGGAACAGGAAGUGACAUUCUGGUCCAAGGCUCUGCAUCAGAUCCAGGAGAUCACAGACUUGUGGCUCUCUGCUCAGCAGAAGUGGUUGUACUUGCUGAAGGUGUUUGAAAUGCCUGGAAUGUACAAGAAGUUUGCUGACAUGAGCCUCAAGUUUGAAAAUGUUAAUAGGAAGUUCAAGGAUUACAUGAGAAUCUCUGCGACUGACCCCAAGUGUGUGAGUUUGAUCAACCAUAAACGGGGAGAGAAAGGUUACCGGCUGCUGCAGGGCGACAACCUGAGGAAGCUGCUGACGGGACUCAUUAGUACACAGGAGGAGAUUCUGAAGCACCUAGAUGGCUUGCUGGACGCUGCGCGCCAUCAAUUCCCUCGCCUCUUCUUCCUCAGUAACUGGGAGCUGGUUGAGGCCCUGGGUGUCUCCCGUAACCCACAGGCCCUCCUGCCAGCCGUCACAAAGUGUUUCCCUGGGAUCAGUGGGCUCCACUUCUCCCUGCCACCAAGCCUGGGAUCUGUCAACUCCACCCUGGAUUAUGCCUUACAUGCUGAUAAGCUUAUGUGUACAGCCAUCAGCGGUAAACUAGGGGAGAAGCUAGAGCUGAGCAGCCACCUGGAAGCCUACCCCCUGGCGACAAAAUGGCUGUCCUGCCUGGAGAAGGGCAUGAGAAACUCCCUGGCCGAGAAACUGCAGGCCACUGUACAGGCCAGACUGGAAGAUGGUGCUCCACAACCAGUGCACGUUCUGCGAGAACUUGUCCAUUUCAACCGCCCCAAAGGCGAGCAGACCGAAGCCGAUGUGAAGAAGGUAGGGGAGGAAACGCUGCAGCACUGGCUGCUGCGCUAUCCCGUGCAGUGUGUGAUGAUUUCCGAGGCGGUUCUGUGGGAACGGAGCAUGACACGAGUGCUGGAGAGGGAAGAGAAGGAUGACCUAAAACAACUGGGUUCUAACCUACAGUCACGUCUGGAGCAGUACGCAGAUAUCAUGAAGGAAGAAGCCCGAGGACGUGCAGACAUUCAGGUGAAACAGAGACUUAGACAUCUUGUCUCCAAUCUCAUCAAUCAAGGCAUCUAUAACAGAGACAUCAUUCAGGCUCUGAGGAAAAGUGGCAAUGUCAGCCUCCAGUGCUUUGAUUGGUUGAAAGUCCUGAAGUAUCACAUUGACAUCAAAUCCGUGUUACGUGCCAAGACCGAAGUGUCAGAGUCAUCUCCCUUGCCCACUAAGCCCUUGCCGUCCACUCCGCGGAGACGUGUGCGAUUGAGUGAAGAUAAAGUGGAAGAGGAACCUCCAGUGCUGACCAGGACAAAAACCACUAUAUCCUCAACCUACUCCUUCAGCCAGUGCUUUGUCCACAUGCUGGGCUCCCCAUAUACAUAUGACUACGAGUACCUGGGAGCUACGCCACGCUUGGUGGUUACGCCCCUAACAGAACGGGCAUUCCUCUCCCUCACCUCAUCACUGCAGUCCUUCCACUGUGGGGCUCUGGUGGGACCCCCAACCACCGGCAAGUCUGAGACCAUUGGAGAACUGGCUAAGGCCAUGGGGCGCCAUCUAGUGAUGAUUAGCUGUAAUGAAGACGUGAGCCUUCCCAUGAUGACUCAGUAUUUGAGCGGAUCCAUCCAAACAGGCAGCUGGCUUCUCUUUGACAACGCUGGUCGCCUCACAACAGGCCUGAUGUCAGUGUUUGCCCAGCAGCUGGACUAUCUGAGGACAGCCCUGAAGGCCCUGAGUGAGUUCGGCAGUUCUCAGUACAACCUGCGGGGACAGCCCAGAUACGACAAGAAACCAGGUGUAAGUGACAAGGUGAUCAGGAGGAACUCACUGACGACCCUGCACCCACUACCCCCAGAGGAAGAUCCGCCUGGACUGCUCAGACAGAACACUGUACCACAUGGCUUCAAUGAGAAAGGUUUGUCCACAUACUUUGAGGAUAGCUGGGUGGAGGAAAGAGAGGAGAGGAGACAUUCUAUAGAGAAGGAGAUCCUCAUUAAGGAAUCCGAGUUGUACAAGAGUAACAAACCUCCCCCACUCUUCUAUGAACAUGUGAUGUUUUCUCGUAAGAAAUCAUCACCAGAUUACAGCAAGCUGGGUCAAGAGACGUCCUAUCAGCCACGUUACCUAGGCAAUUUGAUGUUUAAUGGAAAUCUGAUGUUAGCCAGUGCAAAUUUUGGCUGUUUCAUGACUUUCAACUCGAAUGACCCCUCCUACAGCACAAAACUGCCACAACAGCUGAGGGUUGUGAUCCGUCCGUGUGCCCUAGUGGUGCCUGACUCAGAGAGAGUUUUGGAGGUGCUUCUUUGUUCUGAAGGGUUUGAGGAGUUCUCACUGUGGACCGCCAAACUCUCACGCUUCCUCUACCUGGUAGACCUAGAGUUAUCUGGGGGUUCAGGUCACAGCUAUGCAGGAUUAAGAGAGCUGAAGACAGUGGUGACCUUGGCUGGAAGGAAGCGGCUGGAUAAAGCACUAGACAGAGAGAUCCAUACCACGCUGUACAAGGACGAAGAACUUAACAGUGUGAUGCAAUCUCAGACGCCACGUAGUCGCGAAGAGUUCUGCAUUGUGCAGGCCAUCAGGAAAAUUAUCUCCCCUAGAAUAGAGAAGGAGGAUGACAGUUUUCGUCUUCACAACAUCCUGCGGGACCUUUUCCCCACAACAGCCAAGCCAGAGAAUCCUCCCCAGUGUAACAAUCCAAAGUUAACCCAAGCCAUCAAAGAUUUGCUAAAACAAAAUCAUCAAUUUUACUCAGAUGGCUUUGUCAACAAGAUACUGCAGCUGCAGGCAGCAGUUGACCUGGGACAUGGGGUGAUACUAUCAGGCCCCAGUGGUAGUGGUAAGACCACUUGUUACCAGACACUGGCCAAAGCUUGGAACCAUCUCAACUACCAGCUGUUUGCUCCUGAUCAUGCCAAGGAGGAACUGGACAUGCACAAGAUGAUCCGCAAAAACCAGCUGAAACGGAAAGAUCAGGAGGGUGAUGGGGAAGAUCUUUAUAACGUUGAGGUUAAACAUGGGCUGGCUCUGGACAAUCUGGAGAUUGAGACAACUGAGGCACGCCUGAAAUGGAAGCGCGCGGAGAAGUCUAUGGUGGGUAUUCUAAGCACGGCUGUGGAUGCUGAGUCCACGGAUACCCCGACGAGUCAGGCGCGCUACCCUAAAGUAGAUCUCUUCACGGUCAUGCCAAACUCACUCACACCACAACAGUUGUUUGGAAGCUUUAAAGAAGGCAUUUGGGAGGAAGGAAUCAUGACAAAGACCCUGCGCAGCAUUGACUACAAAGGUCGCUCAGUGAAGACCGUUCUCAGUCAAGCCAAGGAGCAAAGGGCUACAGCCAGCAACAAACCCUUGAGUGAUCUCCCUUCCAACCUGCUACAGUGGCUGGUGCUAGAUGGCGCUGUGAAUCCCACCUGGUCAGAGAACCUUAACACGAUGCUGGAUGAUAACAAACGUCUGAACAAUGCCGAUCGGGAAAACAUCAGACACCAAAGUUCGGCUACCAUACUGUUUGAGACAACAGACUUGUCCUGGGCAUCCCCAGCCAUGGUUGCCAGGACAACAGUGAUCCAUUUUGAUGCAGAUCUUCUCCAAUGGAAAUGGUUAUUUGACAGCUGGGCAUCGACUUGCAAGUCAGAGUAUAUGCUGACAACAACAUGUGUUCAUAUUCUGGAUCAGCUUGUGACAGAUGUCUUUGGCCCCACCCUCAAGUUUUUGGCCAAGGAGUGUUUGCCAUCACUUCUGACUGAUGUCAGUUUCCGCAUGCGACAGACAAAUCAGGUGGCUUUUGGGAUUCAAGAAGUCUCAGCCUUCCUAAAGAUACUCAACUCUCUGCUGAGCAAGUAUUUCCUACGGGAGGAUUUGGAAAAGAAAAUCAAAAGAAUGGAGGAAGAAGAUCCGGAGGGUCAGGAGUCCAUUCCUAGGACUGCAUCAUCAGUCAUGGCCCAUAGGGUGAACAGUCGGCUGACCACUACCUCUGUCAUAGAAGAGAUCAUCCCCAACCACCUGGAGCUCCUCAAGUCCAUGUUCGCCUUCUCCUACAUCUGGGCCUUCGGGGGACACAUACAUGACAGGUACAAGGAGAAAUUUGACAGGUAUGCCAGAGAGACUCUGUUCCGCGCCACCCACCCAGUGAGGGUUCCCACCAAGGGGCUGGUCUAUGACUUCUACGUGGAUGGUACCACAGGGGGUUUCGUCAGGUGGAGUGAAAAGCCUCUGGACCGGCCCAGAGGUCUUCCCUCUACCUACAUUGUCACCCCAGAGGUCGAUCGUUACCACUACUUGACUGAUCUGUUACUGUCUGCUGGCCAUUCUGUACACCUGACUGGAGGGACAGGUGUGGGUAAAACCAGUGUGAUACAGCACCUGGUGAGCAGUAAGCAUGCGCUAACCCGUAUACAGAUGUCUCCUGGGCUGACGAGUGAGCUGCUAGGACAGCGGCUGUUAAGUCGUCUGCAAGACCCUCAGGUUCAGCAGAGUGGGUCAGGGCUGUCCAUAGAGGAUAAGGACCUCACCUUCUUCAUUGACGACCUUCAUACAGCCUCGGGAGAUCAUGGUGUUCAGCCACUCUUAGAGAUUCUGCGUCAGCUGAUGACUGAGGGAGGCCUGUAUGAUCUGGAGAGGAAGAUGAACGUGGAGACUAGGCCUGCUAAACUCCUCACCCUGUCUACACUGCCUUCACAGCCAGGUACUGGGUGUGGAGAUGCCAGUAGCGUGAUGUCGGCCAGGCUGACCAGACUCCUGGUCACUCUUACCUUUUUUGAGCUUCCUCUCAGCAGUCUCCUGUCCGUCAUGUCCAAACCAAUCCUUAGCUGGCUAGAGGAAUUCCCCACCUUCUCUGUGGAACACCAUAAAGACUUUGCCAAUGCCCUGGCAUCAGGAUUGUACGAGCUGUACACUGCUGUCAGGGAGAAAUUCCGCCCUACACCCGCCCACGCCCAUUACCUGUUCUCCUUCCACAACGUAGCUGCAGCCAUUCAGGGCCUCCUGCUCAUGUCUCCUCGAUCACGCACACGGAAAAUAAAGGUUCGACGACGGGAACGAGAUUCCUUUAAGAGACUGCCACAGUUCGGCUUUGCUGACUGGUCUCGUCAGAACACUAACAUCAGUUCUGACAGUGAUGGUGUCUCAGAAGGGUCAGCCCCUAUGAUGAAAAGCAUUGCCCAGCUGUGGUGUCAUGAGUGUACUCGGGUGUUUGCAGACCGUCUCAUUGCUGUGGAAGAUAUUUCCUGGUAUUAUAGAACACUAGAGACCGUCGCUGUUAAAUAUUUCUGCUCUCCUCGUGAGGAAAGGCUUGUGGAGAUGGCUGCCAUUCGUGAGGAGCCACAUGUGUACAGCUAUGGCCACCUGACUCCAGUUGAGAGACACAGCAAUGGGUCUCCAGGACAGGAGAGUCCUCAGGGGACAUCAGCCAUGCUAGAGUCAGAACAUCCACGCGGGGAGACUCCAACCAUGAAUAGCCCUCUGUUAAGUCAUGAAACUACAGGGGAGAUAACUGAGGCUGAGGCACCCCCGAGUGGCACAUCCACACAGCAGUCUUGGUCUGCACAGUUGUCUCCUCCUGGCUCUCGAGGAAAAGGAAAGCUGGCUCGUAUGAAGUCUCCAGAGCAAACAGCGGCUAAAAGACAUAGCCUUCGCACUGCAGAUGAUGUUAGUGUUGCUUUAAGCAAUGAUAUCAAGGCCACCGUCGACACAGAGGAUGGCGGUGUCACUGAGUUAACAAGGGCCAUGACAGAUACGGAGGAGAGGAGUGGGAACGAGCUGACACGGACCACGACAGAUACUGAAGAGGCAGAAGAUCCCGACCUGAGCACAGAGGAUGAGGAGAGCUCUGAUGAAGAGGAUCUCGACACAUCUUCAGAAAACGACACCGAGGACACCGAUGCCUGCUCACCCACUAUGGCCAUGUCUGAGGACGUUGACCUCGCUGCCAGUCUGAACAGCCACAAGGGUCAGGACGCUGUCAGCAGAGGUGGAAUACAUCGUGUGUCCAAACAGGGAAAACGUGGGGUGACGUUCAAGAUCAUGGACGGCGAGCAAGAGGAGUAUGAUGGGCCUCUGAUGACACUAGACGAGCUAAAGGGUCCCUAUAAAACCUUGGCAGAGAUUUUGUACAGCAAACAUUUUAUGAAGAUCCUCACUGAGUCUAAGGGAGAGAUGGUGGAGAAAGGUUAUGUGGAGACGACAGAGAGCCAGCUGACCAGCGCCCUCUACCUCACCCUGAGGGCGUAUAACACAACCACCGGUCAGCACCUGGACCUAGCCUUCUUCACACAGGCUGUCCAGCACGCAGCCAGGCUAAGCAGGGUCAUGUCCUUGCCUGGGGGCCACGCCUUACUGCUUGGGGUCAGCUAUUCCACAGGCCGAGGGACUCUGACCAAACUAGCUGCCUUUUUAGCUCAGAGAAAGGUGUUUGAACCUAAGCCACAGUCCACAGAGGAGCUGAUGCUUCAGGUGACUAGACAGCAUAUCAAACGGUGCUGUCACUAUGCUGGGGUCACAAAGAAGCCUGCUGUACUGCUGAUAAAUGAGGCCUUGGGGAAGCAGAGCCUGAGAGAUGUCACUGCUGUCAUGACAGAAGGCACCUGCCCUGGCCUGUAUAGUGAAGAGGAACUUCAGGACCUGAUCAGCCAGAUGAUGCCAGGGGGGGUUCAGAUCAAACGACCGGACAAGAUUGAUCAGGCCUUUGACAGGUUCCUCAAGAAAGUCAGGCAGAAUCUUCAUGUCAUUGUCUGCCUCAACUACAAAGGGAACAGUUUCAGCUCUGACUUUAAUGGCCUGCACAGCAAGUUACAGCAGUGUCCCGGCCUGCUGAAGCAGUGUGCGUAUGUAGAUGUGUACAGAGAGUGGGACAGAGGAGCCUAUGUCACAGUGGCGAACCGCUGGCUCAGAUAUCCCUACUUCAAGAUUCAAGUGCCGUGGAAUGAUGUGUAUAAAGAGGAGCAAAUCAACCUGACAAGUGCUGCCAUGGCUUACAUCCACAUGACAGCCAAGGCUGCCGUAGAACAACAGUACUGUCACCACAGUGAGCCACUCAGGUUCUACACACCCCUCACCUUCAUGGAGUUUACCCGUAUCUUCAGGCUUGUCUCUGUGCACCUGGCUAAACAAGAACAGGCCACCAUAGAGAAGUUUCAGGUUUUACUUGGGAAGAUGAACCAGGCCUCCUCGACCAUAGCAGGCUACAAGAGGGAGGUGUCGGAGUUGACCCCCAAGCUAAGGGAGGCCCAGGGAGCUAUCUGGGACUGGCUGGAUAAGGUGGAGGAAGGCAAGAAGGCCUAUAUACAGCAACUGGAGGACUGUAAGAGUCAGGAGGAGAAGAUUGCAUCUCUGCUGAAGCCUAUGAAUCACUACAAGGAACAGCUCUCCUCAGCCUUUGAUAAAGCUAGACCGUCUUAUGAAGCUGCCAAAUUUGCCCUGGCCGCUUUGGAUGGGAAGGCAAACUCAGACCUGGGGGAAUUGAAAUCUUACCGCGCACCACCCACGACUGUCAAGUGGGUGGUCGGGGCGCUCUGUGUGCUUUUUGACAGACCGGAUAACUGGGACAGCGGCAAGCUCCUGCUGCUGAAGGACAACCUUAUCAACGACUUGAUCUUCUACGACAAGGAGCACAUUCCUCAGCACAUUUUCACCAAGCUGGAGGAGUAUGUGAGGAACCCACGGUUCGCACCCGAGGAGGUGAAGCAGUCAAGCGCUGCCCUGGCUUGUAUAUGCAGAUACAUCCAUGCUGUCUACCAGUACGCUAUCAUCCACAGGGGCACCUUCCCCUUAAGACAGAACCUCUUAGAGGCUGUGGCUAAUGUAGAGAAGGCUCAAGCCAUUUUGGGGGAGAUGAGGCUGACUGCAUCAAGAAGGAAAAGCUUGCUGGAGGAGUCCAUACUGAGCCACAAGGAAGCAGUCAAAAACCUGAAAGCUAUGGAGAAGCAAGUCCAGGGUAUUGAAAAGCGGAUUAAGAAGUGCAACCAGCUGAUGACCAAAAUCAAGUCUCACCACACAGGCUGGAAGUCAGAGGUGAAGAAAGCCAAUGCCCACAUUGACACAGCACCUGCUGAUGCCCUUAUCACUGCAGCUUGUGUCUGCUACUUUGGUCCUCUGGAUGACAAGACCAGGGCAGGUCUGUUGCAAGACUGGAUCAAGUUCUGUCGCAGUGGCGGAAAUGCAACAUCGUCAAACCUCUCUGAGGAAAGAGAAUCCCUGGAUGUUCGUCUCCAGAAUUUCAUGACCGAAAGCCUGUCUGUCCAUUCUCAUGCCGGGUCUGUCAGAUCUGAGCCAAACGAGGCAGAUAGUUCAUUGCCUGGUGAGGAUAACGCCGGGCAGGAUUCCAGGCCCAACACAAGCAUUAGCAAAGUGUCCGGAGCAAAGGGAGACCACCCUCCCACCGUUCGCGUGUACCCUUUCAGGCCGUCCAUCCAGGAGUCAAGUCUGGGCAAGGUGGAGCUGCGGUCAGAGCUGGAGGAGGCAAGCACCAGCCACUUUUCCAUGGAAACGGAUGAAUCUGACGAGGAGGACAACUUCUCCCCGCUCACUCUCCGCCGUGACUUCUCCCUCCAGGACAUCCUUUCCAGCGUUGAAGAGCUGCAAGACUGGAAACUGGCGGAGCUGCCCACGGAUGUCCAUGCCAUACAGAAUGCCCUGAUCAGUCGUGUGUGCUCGGAUAACCGCAAUCACUUCUGGCCCCUGCUCAUUGACCCAGAUAACCAGGCAGAGGCAUGGGUCCGCGCACUGCAGAAGAGUUCACAUCACAUCCAUGAGGCAGAGCUGAUGAGACAAGGCAUGGACACCACUUACACAUUGUCUGAGUCGCCUGAGCUUGAAGACUACUAUGGGAUGGAUGAGGAGACACGGAGGAUGUCCAGAUUCUCUGAUGUCACCACCUUCACAAACUUCACCUUAGCAGAUGAUGACGCCAGCAUCAGUGAAAAUCGAGCUCAGACAAGUGUGUCUAAUGUCAACCGGGAUGACCUCCGCCCUCUGACCUCUGUGACCUUGUCUUGGGAGAGGUCAAGUGAAGUUCAAGUAGAGGAGAAAGUAGAAGCACCCACCGAUAACAUGUGGGUGGUGGAGGCGGACCACCCACUUCUCAAUUAUCACCUGGUCAAUGCUGUUGUACAUGGUGUGACAGUUCUGGUGACUCACCUGGAGAGGAAGCCCCUGGACCCUGUGUUCAGGGAGAUCCUGUUUAAACAUCAGCACACUGACAUUGAGGGGAAUAGGCUGGUGAAGCUGGGCAGUGCUGAGUACCGCUGUCAUCACAACUUCAAACUCUAUCUCAGUAUCUCUACACCACUCUUUAUGAAAGGGGAUGGCCUGUUUCACCUGCCCAUACAGAAGAUGUGUGUGAUCAAUAUGGGGUUGAGUGAUGAAGCCAUAGUGGCACGGAUCCUACGCCAAACCAUGGCCGUGGAGAGACGCGAAUACCACGCUCAGCUCAUCGCCAAUGACAACGACCUUGUACAACACAAGAAGAAGAUGGCAAAAGAAAACGAGAUCAUCCUGGAGAAGGUGUACAAUCUGGACUAUGCUGUCUUACGGGACAAAACCAUCCUGCCAGCCCUGCAGGUGUGCGAGGAGAAUGUGGCUAAGCACCACUCCAUUCUGGAGGAGGCCUCGUACAUCCGGGAUACCCUGGAGCAGAAGAGGGCGCCGUAUGUCGCCAUGGCCCACCAGGUGGCAACGCUGUAUGCUCUGGUCAGGAAGAUGACUGUCCUACACCCACUCUACUAUCUGCCGUUUGAACAGUUCACAGAGAUAUUCACAAAGGUGCUUCAUGCAAGAGACCGGGGAAAGGGCGUGGCUGGUGAUAUAUUGGCCAGGACUCAGGAGCUAUCAGAUGCCACGACUGCCAGCCUGUACAAGUUUAUCACCUUGAUGAUGUUUGAAAAACAUGUCUUGUUAUUCUCUUUACUGGUUGCCAUGGAGAGAAUGAGACUUAAAGGCCAGCUGACGAAUGAGGAGAUGGCUCUCUUCAUCAAUGGGUUUGAGGUCAGAGAUCAGUUAGAACAGGCAUCUCAGUUGGCUGACAAACCUGCCUGGAUGUGUGACCAAUCCUGGCUGCGCUGUGUCAUCCUGGAAAGCCUACACCAGUCUUUCAGCGGUCUUCAGACCUCUCUGAUCCAGAACUCUGCGUUAUGGGAGGAGUACUUCAAUCGACCUUUGACCCUGAUGAACCCAGUGCCUGGGGAGGAGCUGAGACAAUUGACAGCCUUUCAGAAAUGUCUGCUGUGGAAGAUCUAUUCUCCUGACAAGCUGGCUGAGGUGACGCAGGCCCUUGUCGUUUACGAGUUAGGGGCCAUCAUUCAACCACCGGACCAUUACAACAUCAGGGAGGUGUAUCAGUACACUGACAAGGCCACGCCCACACUCUUUGUCUAUCCUGACAACCCGGAAGGGACACAAGGGACAGACAGCACCAAAGGGUUUCCUUAUGUAGACCCUCUCCAUGAGCUGAAGCGUCUGGCCAGAGAGGAGGGCAUGGAGGGGAGGCUGCGGAUUCUGAACUUCGGUGUUCGCUCCCAGAUGGCCGAGAUGAGACAAGCUAUAGAAGACUGUAUGAACAAUGGCUACUGGAUACUACUGGAGAACUACCACCUUGCGGAGCCUCUUGACCAGCAGACAUUCCAGCUCCUUAAGACAAUUAUACACAGUAAAUCUGAGAGGCGUUCGUGUAGCUCCAUGUUCGAUGAAGGCUCCAGUGAAUGUGUACAAUCUGUGAUACGAUCUCUGGCACCCUCCCCCUCAGCUGGGAACAUCCCUGUGUGUGACACCUUCCGUCUCUUCAUCACUACAUCUGUCUGUGGAAGACGUCUGCCACCAGGACUGGUGAUUCAGCAUGGGUUGAAGGUGAGCUGUGAGAGCACUCGUAACUUCAGGAGCAGUCUACACAAGGCCUACAGAAACGUGGCCUACCUCUUGAACAGCAGGCUGCAGGCUCCAGGCAGGUCAAAGCAAGCGACUGAUUUGGAUGACAACAGUUCCUACAUUAUGCCAUUGGCUCUACUCCAUGCCGUCUUGCUUCAUAGACGUUACUAUGGAAACAUUGGCUCUGUAGGCUACAACUAUUGGUCAGUUGUUGACCUGGUCUCCAUAGCAGAGGUGUUCAAGACAUUGUCAGUUCAGUGUAACUGCCUGGAGACUGUAUCACAGAUCAUGACCCAAGUGUACUCCAAUCAGUGCACAGAUCUCCAGGACGCGGAGGUGAUCAAAGCUAUCGGGGCGGCCAUCUUGAAAUUCCCAGGAAUGAAGUCUGUGACCUCUGAGUUGCCCGUAGGUUGUACCUGCCUGUUGGAUGACCUCCUCUCUGAGGGAGGAAUGCCUGGGUUCAACCUGAAGACAUCCCUGGAGUCCCUUCAUGAGCUCAACGCUUCCAUCUUUUCUCUCCCUGAUGCAGCAGAUCACCAGCUAGCUGUUGCCAUUAGCAGGUCAUUGUCCAGGGAUAUGAUCCAGACCUUGGGAGCUCCAGAGCUGCUGACCACAGUGGUGAAUUCCUCCAGUGAGGCGGACGUCAACCAGCGCCUCGGUGUUCUGGAGGAGAGCCUGUCAUUGUGUCCUCAGUUACCAGAGACUAGCAGGGACCAGCUCUACCCGCUGGACAUCUUCUUCUACCAUGAGACCCAGCACUACCACACACUUCUCCAGGGCUUGAGAGACGACCUACGGCUUCUGCUGCUUCAUGCAAAAGGGCAGAUAACUCUGUCAACGGAUUUGCAAGAGAUCCGCUCUGCCUUGGCAAGUGACAAAAUCCCAGCAGCUUGGCUGAGGCGGACCUUCCCUUCCACGGACAGCGUCACUGGGUGGAUUCGGGCGCUGCCCCAGAAGCUGGGCCGUCUGGUGGGGUAUGUGGACAGGCAGGUCACUGACCACAGCUACGAUCUGUCCACUUUUCUCCACCCGGGUCAGUUUCUACAAGCCACAGAACUACAGGACUAUGCCAGACAACAGUUCAAGAAUCCGGACUCCCUUCAGUAUCAAGCCCAGGUGAUGCCUGCAGGUUUUACACCCAGCUCCCCUCCUGCGUCUGGACUUUACAUCAGAGGUUUACGUCUGCAUAAUGCAGCUUGGGACAGGGUUCACUCCCGGCUGACAGAGAUCCAGCCUGACAGUCCAGACACCCACCUCCUGCCACUGGUCUGGCUGUCUCCAAGCGAGGACACACCCUCCUCAAGACCUGCCUCUUCCCAUUCCUCUGAUUCCUCAACUGCUGCCAAGGCAGACUGGUAUUUCUGUCCUGUGUUUUGUGGCAGCAAAAUGUCAGAUGUCCGUCACAGUUUCAUGGUAACCUGCAUCGCCUUGGCAACAGGGCCCACCCCUAAGAGGGUGUGGUCAGAGCGAAGAGUGUUUCUUAGUUGUAACUGAAGCCCUAAGAUAGAUUUGACUGUAAGAAGAUAAACUUGAACUGUGAUUUUAUUGUGGAAAAAAAAAAUGGAUAAAACUUGGGAUGGUGUUUCACAUAUUUCUGACUAGGGUUAUUUUUAUGAAGAACGAAUUUCCCUACCAACCACAAGGUUGAGGAGUGAGCUUGACUUUAUUAUAGUAGUAGCUGCUGUUGUUCCUGAUGCCUGCCCCAAACUCUCAUAAAAUGGUUAGUAUCAUAUCCGCAAUGUUAAUUU
Molecule: messenger RNA, 16765 nt
Organism: Liolophura sinensis
Lineage: Eukaryota; Metazoa; Mollusca; Polyplacophora; Chitonida; Chitonidae
Product: dynein heavy chain domain-containing protein 1-like
Biological process (GO): microtubule-based movement
Cellular component (GO): dynein complex
Molecular function (GO): dynein intermediate chain binding; minus-end-directed microtubule motor activity; dynein light intermediate chain binding
Source: RefSeq, a predicted model, not a curated record